Phacochoerus africanus (Common warthog) is the source of this 3633-nucleotide messenger RNA. RefSeq names its product adhesion G protein-coupled receptor D2 (gene ADGRD2). Gene Ontology annotation, biological process: adenylate cyclase-activating G protein-coupled receptor signaling pathway; cell surface receptor signaling pathway. Gene Ontology annotation, molecular function: G protein-coupled receptor activity. The record is from RefSeq and is a predicted model, not a curated record. Gene Ontology annotation, cellular component: membrane. Lineage: Eukaryota; Metazoa; Chordata; Mammalia; Artiodactyla; Suidae.
AUGGCCCCCUGGUGCUACUGUCUCCUCCUCACUCUCCUGAUAACGAGUCUCUUUGGGACCCCUUCCAACUCCCCAGGUGAAUCAAGGAACCCUUGGGUUACAGCUCCACUGGCCCCCGGAGAAGUAGUGGAGACUGCCGACAAGGUGUGCAAGUUCUCUGGGCAGCGGCUGAACUGGUGGCAGGCCCAGGAGUCCUGUGAGCAGCGGUUUGGCCACCUGGUACUGCCACCUCCAGAUGGGGUCCUUGCUCCACGGCUGCCCAACCCCAUCUGGGUGGGCCAAAGAGAGAGCCCUCUGCGAAGACCCCCGCAGAGGCGCGCGCACACCACUGCGGUGCUGAGGUUCGGUGAGAGGACGGCGGACAGGGCAGCGCGGCUUCGGAAGCCCCUGCCUGCACUCGGGGCGCUGACGGCGUGCGCCCACGUGCAGUGGGACGCCGCCUCGCCUGACACGGCCGCGCUCUUCUCCCUCGCGGUGCCAGCGCUGGCCAACGCGCUGCAGCUGCGCGCCUUCGCCGAGCCGGGCGGCGCUGUGCACUUGGCGCUCGUGGUACGCGGGCACCACGCGCCCUUCCGCGCUGCCUUCCGCGCGGAUGGCCACUGGCACCACGUGUGCGCCACGUGGGAGCAGCUGGGCGGGCGCUGGGCGCUGUUCGCCGACGGGCGGCGGCGCGCCGGGGCGCGGGGUCUGGGCGCCGGCCACCCGCUGCCACCUGGCGGCAUCCUCGUGCUGGGCCAGGACCAGGAUUCUCUGGGCGGCGGCUUCUCUGCGCGUGACGCCUUCAGCGGCAACCUUACUGACUUCCACCUAUGGGCCCGGACCCUGAGCCCCGCGCAGUUGAACAGGGCACGGUCCUGCGCGCCGCCUCUUGGCGGCUUGCUCUUCCGCUGGGAUCUGGACGCCCUGGACGUCACACCUUCGCUGCUGCCGCUGGUGUGGGUGCGGCUUUUCUGUCCAGUGCCCUCAGAGGAGUGCCCUACGUGGGACCCAGGACCCCGCACCGAGAGCCCUUUGCUCUGCCUGCAGCAGCUGCCCUUUCUCUGCUGCUAUGGGACAGAGAACUACCUGCGGCUGCAGGAAGCCCAGUCAUGGCCUGGCCAGGAUGUUAUCAGUCAAGUCAACGCCUUGGCCAAUGCCAUUGUGCUCUUCCCGGACCCUCUCUCCGAAGGGUAUGGGGACCUGUCCCCAGCCGAGGCCUCCAGCUUCCUGGGUAUCCUGGAGAGAGUCCUGGCCAAGGAGGCAGCUCCCCUGGGGCCCGCCGCACUGCUGGCUGUCGUGCACUUCCUGAAAAGAGUGGCAGCCCUCGGGGCCUGGGAGCCAGAGCCUGGGACAGGGCCGUGGGAGCAGCUGGGCCAGGCCGUUGUGUCUGUGGCCAGCCUGGUCCUGGAGGAGCCACUGGCCAGUGCAUGGCUGAAAGUCGGCGAGGUGGUAGGUGGACCCAUGGCCCUGGUGGCGAGUGUGCAGCGCCUGGCACCCCUGCUAAGCAGCGUGCUGACCUCUGAGCGGCCCCGAAUGCACCUCCAGCACCGCCAGGCUGGCCUGGAGCUGCAGCGGCUGCACCUGAGGGAGGCGGGCCCGGAGGGUUCCAUAUUCACGAUGCCCGGUGGGCACCCAGAGGGGCCUGGCCACAUCUGCAUCCCUGCUGGUGAAGUAAGGCGGCUCCUCGGGAAAGGCCUCUCUGGAGUCACCGUGAUCCAGAGCUGGUUCAGCUCAAGUGUCUUCAAGCACAUGCCAGGGGCCCCCGGCCAAGGGCCCCCAGCCCCUGACAGCUCUGAAGAGACAAGCAGAAUGCAGAGGUUCCUAAGCACCCAGGUGGGGUCAGCCAUCAUCUCCUCUGAGGUGUGGGAUGAAGCCGGGGAGGUCAACACAGCUGUGACCUUUCAUCUGCAACACCAGGUCCAGAGCCCUCUGUUCCCUACUCACCCAAGCCCAGACUUAGGGGGCUCCUGGGCCACCAGUGGCUGCUCUGUGACCGCCUUGUACCGGGACUCGACUGCCUGCUUCUGCAACCACAGCACCAACUUUGCCAUCCUGUUGCAGGUGUAUGACGUCCAGAGAAGCCCUGAGGAUGAGUCACUGCUGAGGACACUCUCGUUUGUGGGCUGCGGUGUGUCCUUCUGCGCCCUCGCCACCACCUUCCUGCUCUUCCUGGCAGCUGGGGUCCCCAAGUCAGAGCGAGCCACUGUCCACAAAAACCUCACCUUCUCCCUGGCCUCCGCCGAGGGCUUCCUGAUGGCCAGUGAGUGGGCAAAGGACAAUGAGGUGGCAUGUGUGGCCGUCACAGCUGUGAUGCACCUGCUCUUUUUGGUCGCCUUCUCCUGGAUGCUGGUGGAGGGGCUGCUGCUGUGGAGCAGGGUGGUGGCUGUGAGCAUGCGCCCGGGCCCCCGGAUGAGGCUCUACUACGCCACGGGCUGGGGUGUGCCUGUGGUCAUUGUGGCCAUCACCCUGGCCACGUCCCCCCGAGACUAUGUGGCCACCGGGCACUGCUGGCUCAAUGUGCAAACAGACACCAUCUGGGCCUUCGUGGGGCCCGUGCUCUUCGUGCUGACCGCCAACACCUGCAUCCUGGUCCGUGUCGUGAUAGUCACCGUGUCCAGUGCCCGCCGCCGGGCCCGCAUGCUGAGCCCGCAGCCCUGCGUGCAGCAGCAGCUCAGGAUCCAGAUGUGGGCCACGGUGAAGCCGGUGUUGGUCCUGCUGCCCGUCCUGGGCCUGACCUGGCUGGUCGGCGUGCUGGUGCACCUCAGCCCGGCCUGGGCCUACGCCGCCGUGGGCCUCAACUCCUUCCAGGGGCCGUACAUCUUCCUGGUCUAUGCCGCCUACAAUGGGGAGGUCCGGAGCGCCCUGCAGAGGAUGGCUGAGAAGAAGGCAGCAGAGGCCUUCCCGGCUUGCUCCAGUCCCGUGGGCCCAGGAUUCCACCCUGGGCCCUCAGGCCCCUGGGAGAUGGCCCGGGACAACCCUGUGGUCUUGGCUCCCCCCCGAAGACACCUGGCUCUUAGAGGAACUCACAGCCCCAGAAACCCCACAACCUUCUCCUCCAUCGCAGAACCCGAGAGACCGGUGGCCUCGUUUCUCAGUUACCAGGCAGAAGGGUGUGGGAACAGCCGGGAAGAGCUGACCCCGUGCUGGCAGACCCCGAGUCCCAAGGCCCCUGAGGUGGAGGAGUCGUCCCCAAGACAGCCAAGGGGUCCCAGGGCCAGGGGCGCGGAAGGCGUGGCGGCCACCCCACUGAUGGACCCCCCGUGUCCCAGGUCCUCAGCAUCUCAGCUUCCCCUUCUGCAAAAUGGGCUGGAGGCGCCCCCUGCAGGCCUGCGGGGAAGGCGCAAGCACCCAGCUGUUGGUGGGCGUUCUGAGGGGGCCGAGCGGCACCUCCCAUCACCCCCCACCUCGGCUCCCAGCGCCCCCCGCCCCCGCCCCCGCACAGCGUCUGUGGGAACAAGAGAGCGGCAGCGGCGCCUCUGCACUCAAGCGACAGCGCCUUUGUCUCCGCUGAAUGGGUGCGUUGCUAAGGCCGCUCGUAGCAACGGAGCCGCUUCCAUCACGGCCUCUCCGAGGGACCCCCAACUCUCCCCGCCCUCUGGAUGCCCCGGCCCCCCCACCCCCCGCCCCACCACGCGACCCAUUCGGGUGGCCUGA